AUGCAGCGCUCCCUGCACCGGGUCUCCCUGGGCAGCCAGCGCGCCCACCCCAACCUGUCCUUCUACCUCUCCACCUUUGGUCAGCUGAAGCUGCAUAUCGACGCCCAGGACCGGGUUCUGCUGCUCCACAUCAUAGAAGGCAAAGGCCUGAUGAGCAGAGAGCCUGGCGUCUGUGAUUCCUAUGUGAAGAUCUCUUUGAUCCCUGAUGACAAUGGACGACGAUGUCAGAAGACGCAGACUGUUCCAGACAGCAGAGACCCUGCUUUCCACGAGCACUUCUUUUUUCCUGUCCCAGAGGAGGACCAUCAGAAGCGUCUUCUGGUUACUGUAUGGAACAAGGCCAGUACAACCAGGCAACGUGCACUCAUUGGCUGUAUGAGCUUUGGGGUGAAGUCUCUCCUGACUCCAGACAAGGAGAUCAAUGGCUGGUACUAUUUGCUGGGAGAGGACCUGGGCCGGACCAAGCAUCUGAAGGUGGCCAGACGGCGGCUCCGGCCAGCAAGAGAUGCACUGCUACAAAUGCCAGGAAGUGAAGACACAGAGAAUGGGGAGAAACUCCAGAUCACCAUCCCGAGGGGCAAGGAUGGCUUUGGCUUCACUAUCUGCUGUGAUUCUCCGGUCCGAGUACAAGCUGUGGAUUCUGGGGGCCCAGCAGAGCGGGCAGGGCUGCAGCAGCUGGACACAGUGCUACAACUGAACGAGAGGCCGGUGGAGCACUGGAAAUGUGUGGAGCUGGCACACGAGAUCCGGAGCUGCCCCAGCGAAAUCAUCCUGCUCGUGUGGCGCAUGGUUCCCCAGGUCAAGCCGGGGCCAGAUGGAGGGGUCCUGCGGCGGGCCUCCUGCAAGUCAGCACAUGACUUCCAGGCACCCCCCAACAAGAGGGAGAAGAACUGUACCCAUGGGGUUCAGGCCCGGCCUGAGCAACGCCAUAGCUGCCACCUGGUGUGUGACAGCUCAGAUGGGCUGCUGCUGGGCGGCUGGGAGCGCUACACCGAGGUGGGCAAGCGUGGGGGCCAGCACACCCUGCCUGCGCUGUCUCGAGCCAGUGCCCCCACCGACCCCAACUAUAUCAUCCUGGCCCCGCUGAACCCUGGGAGCCAGCUACUGCGGCCAGUGUACCAGGAAGACCCUAUCCCUGAAGAGGCAGGGAGCCCCAGUAAAGGGAAGUCCUACACGGGCCUGGGGAAGAAGUCCCGGCUGAUGAAGACAGUGCAGACAAUGAAGGGCCACGGGAACUACCAAGACUGCUCAGUCCUCAGGCCGCACGUCCCGCACUCGAGCUAUGGCACCUACGUCACCCUGGCCCCCAAAGUCCUGGUGUUCCCUGUGUUUGUUCAGCCCCUAGAUCUCUGUAACCCUGCCCGGACCCUCCUGCUGUCUGAGGAGCUGCUGCUGUACGAAGGGAGGAACAAAGCUUCUCAGGUAACACUGUUUGCCUACUCGGAUCUGCUGCUCUUCACCAAGGAGGAUGAGCCAGGCCGCUGCAACGUCCUGAGGAACCCCCUCUACCUCCAGAGCGUGAAGCUGCAGGAAGGUUCUUCAGAAGACUUGAAAUUCUGCGUGCUGUAUCUGGCAGAGAAGGCAGAGUGCUUAUUCACUUUGGAGGCACACUCGCAGGAGCAGAAGAAGAGAGUGUGCUGGUGCCUGUCGGAGAACAUCGCCAAACAGCAACAGCUGGCUGCCUCGCCCCCGGAGAGGAAGAAACUCCACCCUUACAGCUCUCUCCAGCAGGAGAUGGGGCCAGUCAACUCCACCAAUGCUACCCAGGAUAGAAGCUUUACCUCAUCAGGACAGACUCUGAUUGGCUGAGCAAACCCAAGGGCGGGACUCUGCUUCUGACAACUUAACCAUUUCUGGGGCAUCCCCUACCACACAGUAACCUCACCGCAACUGGACCCUAAAUGGAGGACCAAGAUGGUGGGCCUAGGGUGGCCCAAAGGGAGUGGCUGAGGGUGUUGUGUGACUAGCAGCGGGAGGAACAGUGAUGUGAGAGGCCUGUGGCAGCAGGCAGUCCCCGAUGGAGAAGACUCAAAAGCGCAUUUCCUCUCAGAGAGGGAGGCUGCACGGCAUCGGGGCUCUUGCCUGAGGGGCAGCAGGAGAGGUGACCCGGAUAGUGAACAACGCCAUGGCGUGCCGCUGCCAGAAGAGAUCUCAUUUCAUCUGGACACAUCCCCUGGCGUAUGCUCUGGACUUUGGGGAUGUCACCUUUGCCCCAGGCUAGGAGCUGGGGGCAUUAUGGAAAGCCAGAUGGACGAGGCUUCUGCCCUCAGGAGGAUUCCAGCAGAGGGAGAGCAGUAAAGAAACAAAUCACCAGCAGCACACAGGAGACCUCACCCUGGAAAAGGCAUCACAAAUGCCUUCAGUGGGCAUAUCUAGAUUGCUAUGGGGAGGACAUAGCCUGUAAACUGAGGCAGGGGGGGCAGGAAGACAGCUAGCUAGCUAAGGAGAGAGCAGUCCAGAUAGACACAACAAUUCACAAAGACCUCUUGAGCUGGGAAGGAGUGUGGUUUGUUAGAUUUGUGGAGAGAGGCCAGCAUGGCUUCAGCUCAGUGAGAAGGAGUGACCAAGUGUGGACCUUAGGGAAUGACUGACUGACUGAUUUUAUUCUAGAUACAGUGGCAGCUAGGGAAGGAAGGAAGUCACAGAGUCUCAGAUACAUGUCCACAAGGCCAUCGGGAGGAGCCCAGGAAUGUAUAAGGUCAGCUUGAGGCUGCCUUAAGUCCUUCAGAUGAGGGGGCGAUAGCGAUUAUCUUGGUGAGUGACUGGAGUGAUGGGUAGACCACCAGACUCUGGGAUGAGAAGAGAUGAUUCUCCUUUCCCUUCAUCCCUACCCUCCACUGAGUCUUGCUCUGGUCAUGACAUGAGAAAGGCUUUGGGGCCUUCUUCACAGAGCCCCCUUCUGGUUGAAUUCUAGGAGCCACAAGAGGUUCAGCCUAGCCAAGGUGGGAAGAUUCUUGGCCCUCAGGUCUUUGGGGGGGGUGUGGGCUCUGUAUCCCCAUCCUGGGCUGAGGAUGAGCAAGCUGGGACCCAGUGCUGUGGAAUCUGCCUUUGUUUGCUCGUGGCACCUAUCAUGCCACAAGGCCCCAUGAAGCCCUACCAAGGGACAGCAGUGAGAAGCCAGUCUGCUCACCACCCUCCAUAGCCCCUGCUUAGAACUGAAGAGCUCCCACACCCAACUUCUAACUGCCAAGACCCAGACGAAGAGGAGAAGCACAGGCCAGGCCUGGAACCAUGGCUCAUGGACCAAAAGGCUCUCUGAAGGACCAGGAAGGAAAAAUGAGUCCGAAGGGAGAAGCAGGAGAGAUGGCAAGGCCAGAGAAGCCCCCUAACCUUGGACAGUCUAUGUCAUUUUGUAAGUCCUUAGUGUCUUUAGAAAAGGCUGUUAGUUGCUGGUGGGGGGAGGAUCAUCUGAACCCCAGAAUGAUAGCCUAGAAGAGAGUAUGUCUCUUAGUUAACAUGCCUCCAAGUGGAAGAAAGCUCAGAUUAGCACCAGAGAUGGAAUGGAUCCGCUGGUGAUCAGGCCAGGGCCCCCCAGGGAAGGAGAUGCUGCCUGGCUUAGGCAAGAAGCCCAAAUGAUAUCCAGCCUCCCUGCCUGCCAGGGGCCGGCCUGGAGGCCAAAUCAGAGCGGCUGAGUGGCCAGGUCUGUACAGACAGCAAGCUGUACUUUGAUUUCAUUUCAUUCCCUUACACAAUGACAUUAAGGGCAGCGUGCAGGAAAAUCACUUGUCUGCGAAGCAGCACGCUUGUCUCUCCUCUGUCCCGCAGAUAGGCACAGAAGACAAGAGCUGUGUCUACAAGGGUAAUAGGAAAUGUGACUGUAGCACUCAGCCCUGGCGAUGUCGCCUCCUGGUUUGCCCUGACAAGCUGCUGGCUGGAACAGACACUACCAUCAACGUUCCAGGCCUGCUACCUGGAAGGGAAGUGGGCCUGAACAGCUGGGCCCUGGUCUGGCCUGUUCAGCCACUGUGGUGAGCCACAGCGCCAUUGCUGCUGUGCUUCAUGAAUCGAUGCAACAAUUAAUUUGGCUCCAUGGGCUCAAGAAGAUGAAAUAUGACCUGGUGACCACUGCUCUUCAGCCUCCCAGUCCACCCCAGCUGUUCAAGAUGAUGAACAAGCUAUCGAAAUUGCAUCUGAGAGUCAUCAUCACGGGAAACAUGGCCAACGCCCCUCCCUGCCACAUAAAUCAUGCUAAGAAGCACACAAUGGCCUCUUUCCUGAUAGGCCAAUUGUCUUGGUGUGGUGUCUCGGGCCUAGGAGCUGGUAGGAUAGACACACAACUAUUUAUUGUUGAAAGGCCAUCUGUGUGAUUUGAAUACAAAGUGACCCUUUUAGUUCCCCACACAACCUCUGCUCCCUGUUCGCGUUGUCUUACGUCUCAGAUUCUGAAGCCUUUGAGACCCACAUCUCCUCUGUACAUUUUUAUGCCUGGAUCUUUUGGCCCUUUCUGAGUUAGGACCAUAUGGACUUUUUUUUUUUUUUUUGCAAAUAAUGACAUCUAUUCUGUAUUUUAGUUUCCCCUUCCCUCUAAAUUUUGCCAUCAAAGACCUCAUUUGUCACACACGACCCUAAGGCCCCAGGAGGGUCUUACAAAGAAGUGCAGGCAGUUUUGCCAGGUGGGGAGGGGUCCCUAAAGUGAGAACUCCACGGUGAGCUUGGGCUUUGGAGAUGGACAGCAGUGGGGCUCCCUAGCCUUAAUCUCCUCAAUGUCAACUGGAAGCAGCUUUUUCUGGAUGAAAAGAGACCAAGGCUCAGAGAAGUUAUGUGAUUUCUCUCCAGCUCAGGUCUUCCAGCCUAAUCCAUUGCUCUUUCUAGAUGCAAAGGUUGGCGUGAGAGAUGGAAGGAAAAGAAGUUGAAUGACUUAUGUUCUCCAGAAAGAGGUGGGAGUCAGGUACCAGUGUGACUCAAAUUGUGACCCUCGUAGCUGUCCAGGGGAGGGGUAUAUGUAGAACAAAUAAAAUGAGAUGCUUACUCUCUUCUGGGUGGAGAAUAGGCUUCCUGGCAGAGUGACCCAAACCUAAUAGGUCAAUCUCUUCUCACAAGGCUGAUAAAAGCUUGAUGAGAAGACAGAUGGGAAGCGGGGUGGGGAGGAGGGAGUGUACUGGAAUGGGUAGGGCCUGCCCCUCCCCACUUUGAGUCCAGCAUGUAAGGGGGUCAGCAGACACAACCUUGUGGGGCUAGGAAGCACUGGAAUGUGGCCAGGCCUUUGCCCAGAGCCCAGCUAAGGGCAGAAGAGGGCCUGUGCCUGCGGAUUCCCUCUACCAAGAUUUGUGCCCAGAUUUUGCUUAAUUGGCUGAUUUAAGAUCUUGGCUUUUAGUGUCCAGGAAUCAGAUGGAUUGGACUUCAGUGCCCCCACCCCACCUCAUCCCUCCCAAGCAAGCUCUUCUCUCCAAAAAAACUCAAUUGUUUUCCAGGUGGCUUCCAGCUCUCCUGGAACUUCUCUUGCUACUGGUUGGGCUGAGGGAAGACUGCCUUCCUUUUGGGGCUCAGCCAUUUUACUCUUCAUCCUUUUUUUCGCUUUUAAGGAACAGAGAACAACCUCACCCUCGAUCCCCAAACGUGUCUCUGAAGAGGGUUGCUCUCCACCCUCUUACCCUCCCCAGGUCCUUGGUUUAAGGUAGAAUGAAAAGACUAGGUAAUCCAAAGAGUGUCCAAAGAGUGCUUGUACUGUGAGCCAGACCCAGUGCCCAGCUUUUGACGCACAUUGUCUUUUUUAAUCUAUGCUAUGUCCUGUUGGGUUUGUGAUCCUGUAACAGACUGACUCCUGUUAUGCCCAGUGUGUCAAUGAAGAUGAUGCUUUGUCUUAGAGAAGUUAAGAAACUAGCCCAGGAUCACACAGCGAGUCUGGCAGCCCAGUUCCGGAAUAUCUACUUUCAUUUAUUCUGCUCUGAAGUUGAGUUUUCUUGGGACCACAGACCAUUUCCCAGUGAGGAGCCAGGGAGCUGGGCAGUUGCUUCCCUGCUAAAGCCAUCAUAGAAGGCCCGGUCCAGGUUUCUACGUGGCUCUCCUGGUACAUGGUCAUCCCUCUUUGCCCCUGAAGCCUGGCCAGUAGGGCUAGUUCCCUUUCCCACAAAGUCAUUGUGUCCAUUCAGGGUUGUUGCCCCUGCCUGGUGUUUCCUGCCCAUCUCUGCCAUCCCUGCCGAAUGCAUCUGUAGCUCUUCUUACACACCUUGCUUAGAUGUUCGCCUGAAGCUGCUGCUUCUCCUGGACUUACUUUGAGGAUUUCUUUCAUCCUUUGCUUGCCAUGGCAGGCAGGCAGUCCUUCCCUGCAAGCCCAUGAGCUCUUUGGGUGCAGGGGUCAGGCCUUACUUGUCUUUCAUUCUGCUCUUGCAGAAUGGCCCAUCACAUGUGCUCAGUAACCAUAGCAGAAUUGAAUUGGGUUGCACAGUUCAACUCCUCUUCUAUCCUAGAAGCUAGAUGAGGAAGCAGAAUCAGAAAGGGGAAGUGACCUGGUUUGGGUCAAGUUGGUGUCCGAGUCAGAAGUAGACCUCAGAUCAGCUGACUUUUGGCUCAGGCCUUUUCUGUUGCCCUACAGCUCUGCAGAUAGCAGAGCAGAGCCUGGUUCCCCAGUGUGAAGCAGUCUGUAGGUUCACAUCAAGGUCAUGAUAACACCAUAUUCCCAUGCUGACAUGGGCAUCCCCAGGGGAAAGCAAACCUAAGGAAAACCGCUGUGUAGUUCUCUUCCCCAGGUUUAAGGCUUCCUCAAAUCUUACUCUGAGGAAUGCCUCAGAGUAAGAUUCAGAAGGCUUUUGCUUGAAUAUUGACUCAGCUGGUAUUUACUGUGUGACCUUGGGCAAAUUACUGUUCAUUUCUGAUCUAGAGAAGGAACUGGUCCAGGUUCAUCAUUGUCAUUGCGCCAGCUACAGACAUUGACCCAGCACCCCCAGAAGCAGUUCUUUGUGGGGUUUCAGAAGAGAGGAAGGGCAGGGUGUGGAACCUCAGGGCUCUAGAACAAGCAAAACCAAGCGAGUAGGUAAAUACUUCCCAUUGAAACAGGAGUGUGGUUAAAUGAAAAUGUUGUACCUGCUCAGUACCCACCAUGAGCACAUAGGUAUGCUUAUAGAGUUACUAUUAUAGUUCAGUUUUCUACCACUUCUUGGUGGCACAGCAUUGUGGGUGAAGUAGGCUAACCUAGGAAGCUGACCGCCAAACACGACACUGUUUUCAAUGGAAAAUAUGUUCUGAAACCUGUAAUCAAUGCUCACAAUACUUGGGGAUCAUAACUCAACACCUGCUUAAAAGCAUGGGAUAUAUUUCUGUUAAGGGAUUCAAUUUUUGUUUAAACCAUAGAGUUGUUUUUGUUUUUAUUUUUGUCAGUCAUAGGGCUUGA
Molecule: messenger RNA, 7327 nt
Organism: Dipodomys ordii (Ord's kangaroo rat)
Lineage: Eukaryota; Metazoa; Chordata; Mammalia; Rodentia; Heteromyidae
Gene: Rgs3
Product: regulator of G-protein signaling 3
Exons: 18
Coding region: 1-1809 (602 amino acids)
Biological process (GO): signal transduction
Cellular component (GO): plasma membrane; nucleus
Molecular function (GO): protein binding
Source: RefSeq, a predicted model, not a curated record